Messenger RNA from Bemisia tabaci, 4886 nucleotides. RefSeq names its product Molybdenum cofactor synthesis protein cinnamon (gene cin). NCBI's taxonomy places the organism in Eukaryota, Metazoa, Arthropoda, Insecta, Hemiptera, Aleyrodidae. Gene Ontology annotation, molecular function: molybdopterin molybdotransferase activity. Gene Ontology annotation, biological process: Mo-molybdopterin cofactor biosynthetic process; gamma-aminobutyric acid receptor clustering; glycine receptor clustering. The record is from RefSeq and is a predicted model, not a curated record. Gene Ontology annotation, cellular component: postsynaptic membrane; postsynaptic specialization; cytoplasm.
AUAUGGCACCUGUGGAGCUUGAGUCCUGAAUUCGUGCGUGCCGUAUAAAAAGCAUCAAGUAUCACUGAAAUUUUUCUUUAAUCAAGAAGUGCGCAGUUUCAGGUUUCCGGUAUUUGAAGAUCAGGUUUUAACCGACUGUCAGUGAUCUGUCAUUUGUAAGAUGAGCAACUCUUUGAAGAAUGAAUAUGGUGACCACUCGGGCAUCUUUUAUUCCAUCGUAACUGUGAGUGACAGAUGUUAUGCUGGAGUCGCAGAGGAUCUCUCGGGAAGUGACCUGCAGAAGUUCAUCAAAGAGAUUGGAGGGAUUGCGAUUGAUUAUUCUGUUGUUCCUGAUGAUGUGAAUCAUAUUGAGUCAAAACUCCGCUCUUUGGUGGAACAAGAUCGUAGCCAAGUAAUCCUCACCACUGGGGGUACAGGUUUUGCGCCAAGAGAUGUCACGCCAGAAGCAACUUUGCGUAUCAUUGAAAAAAGAGCGCAGGGUCUCGAAACAGCCAUGACAAUGGCAAGCCUUCAGAAAACCUGUUUUGGAAUGCUUUCUCGAGCUGUCUGUGGCGUAAGCAAGAGGGCAUUGAUCAUUAAUCUACCAGGAAGCCGCAAAGGAGCCAUGGAAUGUUUUGAAGCCAUCGUUAAAGUCAUUCCUCAUGCUGUGGCUUUGAUUCGCGAUGAUAUACACAAAGUCAAAGUGUCUCAUGGUGAAGUUGAGAGCAAAACAGCCUCUAAUGGCUGCACCACACCAUUGGGAACUUGCACUGCUAAAAUGAAGCCCGACGAUGAUGAGGUGCAAGAGACUAAAUUCAAAUCAAAGGUAAAUUGUGAUGUGACUGGACGGCCGCGACACUCUAAGUAUGAUAUGGUAGAGGACAAAGAGGCACUAAAAAUCAUUGUUUCAGCUAUAGAUGGUGAGCAUAAACGAAAAACAGAGAAAAUCAGCGUGAAGGCAGCUCGCGGUAGAUCCCUCGCAAAGCCUUUGAUUUCAUCAAUAAACAUUCCAGCUUGCGAUGUCUCCACGAAAGAUGGCUAUGCGGUGCGGUCAACGGAUACUUCUGAUUUGCGCACAGUGAUCCAUCACUCAGAACCAGCUUCUGAUGCAUCAGAGUUGAGAAAUCUGGGUGAAAACGAAUGUAUCAGAGUGACCACCGGGGCUCCACUUCCCCCGGGAGCAGAUGCUGUUGUUCAGGUUGAAGACACAGAAUUAGUCAGUUGUGAUUUGGACAGAAAAGAGGAGACCGUCAUCAAGCUGAAGAAAUUACCCAACUUCGGACUGGAUAUCAGGAAAAGUGGCAGUGAUGUGAGAAUCGGAGAUUUAGUGGUCAGUGGAGGAACUGCCCUUAAUUCUGUGGAUAUUGCUCGAAUAGUGUCUGUUGGAGUGACAGAAAUCACCGUGUUCAAGAAACCAAUUGUUGCUGUUCUGUCUACGGGCAAUGAAAUUGUUGAUGCCUUUACCAUGAAGCGAGCAAAGAAAGGAGCUAUUUUUGACUCGAAUAGAAUCAUGCUUAUCUCUAUGUUGGAAAAAAAUGGAUACCCAGUUGUUGACAUCGGUAUUGUUCCUGAUGAGCCGUCAUGUUUACUGGAAAAGCUGUCAUUGGCACUGAGCCAAGCAGACGUCAUUAUCUCAUCUGGUGGUGUCUCAAUGGGUGAGAAAGAUUUCCUCAAGCCAGUCCUGGAAAUAGAUCUGGGUGCCAAAAUUCUCUUUGGUAGGAUCAACAUGAAACCAGGGAAACCAACAACGUUUGCAACGUUGAAGUGGGAGGAUAAGACAAAAUUUGUUUUUGCGCUACCAGGUAACCCAGCCUCGUCACUAGCAACAGCCAUUUUGUUUGUUCUUCCAGCGCUUCGACUGAUGGAGGGUCUCAGCUGCUAUAACUCUAAAGCAGAUAUUUCCGUGGUUACAAAAGAUUCUUCCUAUAAACUUGAUACGAGACCUGAGUAUUAUCGCUCUGUAUUGAGAUAUUGCAAAAGUAUGGCGGAAGUUAUCAUUGAUGGGCCUCAAGCUAGUAGCGGUCUCAGUGAAUUUGCUCAAGCAACAGUUCUAGCCCGACUGCCUUCAAUUUCAGAAGCUUCGGCUGAUAAUUAUGGUCCUCAGCACACAAUAACACCCAAUACAGAGGCUCUCUGUCCAGUAUAUUUUAUUGGCCAGUACAUUUAGAGCAAAAUUUUCCCCACAUGAGUUCCUAAAGGAUGAGUUCUAGCCGUACAAGUUGCAGGAAGGUAUGAUUUUUCAAGUAAAUGUUAAGACAUCAUGAAACUAUUUAAGUGCCUCUUCCAUUAGAUAUAAGAUCUAUAUGAAUUACAUAACUAAAAAAUUUCAAUAUUUUCAUACCUCCUAUUACCCUUUAGUAAUACUCUUCAGUAUGUUUCUUUACCUCAGAUUUAUGCCACCAGACACUCGAUACUCACGCACUACCCAUUCCGUGUAGUCAAUAGAAAAUUAAAUUAGCUAGACUGAAAAAGGGUAUUAUUAGGCUUUUAGGGCAUAACAUAGGGUUGCAAACAUUUUCCGGUUAUGGGAGCAGCUCAGUUGUGUGAAAAUGGGGGAAACCGCUGUGAAAACAGGAAGUAAUAGGGAAGCCUCUAUGAAGAUAAGACAAAAACAGGGAUCCUCACCUAAAAUAAGGUGUUAAGAUUUUUAUUUUUUUCCUCUGGGGGAAGCAAUCAUGAGUUUUGAUCUAAAAUGGGGAAGGUUGAUAGAAUUGGGGGAAGACCAAUUGAAUUUGAAGGAAAGCUUAGAACUGAAGGGAAGUCUCACUAGAGUAGGGAAUAAUUUUAAUCAAGACAAGGUAAACAUUAUACUUUCAUCAGGAUCUCAGCACUUAUGACACUAAAUUUUUGAAAACUAGUUUGCUUAAAAUUGCACAAAAAGUUUGCUACGAAGCCUCUCAGGUUAAUGUUUUGAUUGACCAAAGGUUUUUUUUUUUAGGAGUAUUCUCUUGGGUAGUCUUUUCUUUUAAUGUGAAAAAGAGCUCUUGCAGUUUUGUAAUCUUGUAAUUUUAAUUAAUUCAAAUCAUUGAAUAGAAAAUAAUGUCAUUGUUGAUUUACAAUUAAAUUAUGGUUACUGUGAAUUCGUACUCCAUAAAACUGUGUUUUAUGCUAAGUUAACUUGUCAGAAUUUUAUUCUCUUGCUUGCUCGUUUGUUUGUUCAUUUUUUUGUUUGUUUGUUUUUUUUGUUUGUUUGUUUGUUUGUUUCUUUCUUUUUUUCUUCCUUUCUUUCUUUAUUUGUUCGUUGGUUUGUUUGUUUCUUGGUCUUUUAAAAUGUUCUUGGUCGAAGUUAUUUACUUCCAAUUUCAAUUUUCCGAAACCAGUCUCAAUUUUCAUAGUUUUAGUACAGUUGCUCAAUUAUUUUCACUGUCGUAGUGUGAUGGUGAAGUUUCAAUUUUCUUUUCCAAAAAUUUUCGACAAGGGAAUUUUGUAUUUCUAUGUAUUUUGUCUUUACUUUUUAGUGAAGACAGGGAUGCACACGGUGUUUUCCUCUCAUAUCAUCUUGGAGCUCUGAGGAAAAGCUUCCGAAUUUUUUAUUUGAAAAUUCAAAAUAUCAAGUAAAAAUUUCAAAAAUGCACAGGAGCAUUUGCAAUACUAUUACGUGUUUUCGUUUUUUUUAAAAAAAAAAAAAAAAAAAAAAAACCUUAAGGCUUUUUAAGCUUUGCCUGCCUUUUAUUACGUCACAUGAAAUUUAGAUUCCCAUGAUUUAGAAUUUUUUGUGUUCCUGUUAGAAAGCUGUCUGUCGUUAUUUUCUUGAAGUUUCCAAACAUUUUUUAAUUAAUAUUUUGAGAAGACGAAUCUCAAAUUCGACGAUAGAGCCUAUAGUUUUUCCAUGACCCAUCAUCAGAUGAAGUAUUUUUUGCCUAAGUUCUUUUUUUGUGUAAGUUGAUUGUUCGUAAACCUUUGAUUAGCAUUUAAUACCUGUAUGCUGUGUUAUACCUAAAAUGUACAAACAUUUUAAAUAUUUAAACUAAAAACUAUUAUCAAAGUUAAAGUAAAAUUUUAAAUUAGUUAAAUCAAAGCAAAAAAAAGUCAUGUAGUUGCAUACUUCCUACAAUGGGUAUAUUUUAUCUAUUAGCGGAUACGUAAUUAAGCAAGGAAAGAUUGAGUUUUUAAAUUUUAGGGAUUUUAUUCUUAAUAUUUUGUGUAUUUACUGUCAAAAUCCUGAUGGCAAAUAUCCAGAUUAAAUGCAGAGUGAUAGCUGAAGUCAACAAAUGUAUAACUCAGUUACCUAAAAAAAUCUCAGAUUAUGUUUCAUUUUUUAAGAGGAAUCUUACCAAAUGAGCUUCUUGAAAUUUCCAAUGGAUAUUUUAAAGUACCUUUUUUCAGAGAGUAUGGACGUAUGUGAUCCAAGAAACGAUCUGCCCGAUACUUUGAAUGAGAGAAAUUUUAAAAAAUUUUAAAGGUUUUGUGACUUUUAAACUGGAGACAUACAUUUUUAGACUUUAGCUAUUGAUGAGUCUAAUUCGUAAGAAGAGGUCCAAGAAAAAAUGUAGUUCAGCCUUUCUGUAAGAAAUGGAGGUAUAAAUGGCGAUGUUUCACCUCAAGAUUCCUAUUAUAAAAAAAUGCUCACAUAUAUAGGUAAUGUUGAGGCAAGUAGACUUUUUACAUCAGCAAGUGUCAAAUUCUAUAAAUAUUUUACAGGAUGAUAUAAGCUCUAUUUCUAAUUACGAGCUUUAAUUUUAUUUUUUAUGGUCUAGUAAAUAACUGUACACCUGUAAACUCUCAUUUUUAUGUGUCAUUUUUCAUAGUUUCUAAGUGUUAAAAUCUGUCAAAUCUAUAUUUUUUCACGUUUUUAUGAAAGAAUCUUAUAUUUUUCUAGUUUUUUAGUUGCUUUUGUGUACUUCUCUCUUUUAUAUGGAUUAGAAUACUAAGCACAAGGAAAAAUAAAGGUUUUUUAAUCUUUUUAA